Symbiodinium sp. CCMP2592 is the source of this 2025-nucleotide messenger RNA. NCBI's taxonomy places the organism in Eukaryota, Dinophyceae, Suessiales, Symbiodiniaceae. The record is from the annotation of a GenBank genome assembly.
AUGGCAUUGACCCCGGCAGUCAUUGCAGAAGCUGACCGUAUCAUGGCAUCGGAUGCGGCAGUGAACCUCAAGGUGUUGGAGCUUAAUGAUUUGUGGCUGAGCAACGGGCUCGCCUCCAAGCAAGUCCAUGGACCAGAGAGGUUUUGCACACAUCCCCAAAAUCGGGGAGGUGCCAUGAUGAAUAGCUUUGAUAUGGUGACAAAGGGGGAGACGAUGAUGAGCCAAGGCCUGCGGAUUGAUUUGCUCGAAACAAGUGCAGUAGCAUUCUGCAUGUCCAGCAAUGCAGUGAAACGUGACAAGCAACUUGCAGCAAAUCGGAAAUGCUGUUCCCAAGCCAAAGGGGUGAUGCCCGAAGUGGUUGGCGACGAAUUGUUUCUCACGGUUGGCUCAUCUCACUCCACGUGCUAUUUGAAAUCCAUGAAGCAGGGCCUUGUGAAGAAUGCUUCUUCGUUCAUGAAAAAGGGUCAGCCCGUCGAAAGGUGCCUGAGCCAAGGAUGGACUUGGCUGAUUCUUGCUGAUACCUUGGAAGACCAAUUCCCGAGUCUCCCGUUGCUGUACUCGUCUGUGCUCAAUAGCAACAACUCGGUGUGUGUGGCUUCGACAGAGAUCGAGUGCCUUGCCACGAUCAGCAAUUGCUUGAAGUUGGGCAAGACGGUUGCAGAAGCCACUGCAGCGACGAUGCAAGGGGAACCGGCUUGCAAAGAGUACUUGGAGACGGUGGCAUUCUUUGCUCAGAAGUACACGGGGGGCGACGAGAUGCCUUUGGUUGAUUUCCUUGUGUCCUUUAGCAAGCUUUACGGCCAGAGCAUUCGCCUCGGACAAGAGUUCACUCAGUUGAUCACAUAUUUUGACUUUAAGCUUGAGGCCAACCUGGCCCCAUGCUUCAGAGUGGCUUGCAUGGCUGCACAGGUGGCCUCACCCAAAGUCCAAGACCAGUUUGCGAAGCUACUGGUCAAAGCUGAUUUGGACCGCAUCAAAUCCAAAUCAAAACCCGAGCUUCUUGAAGCAGAGAGGCUUCUGAAGGAUGCAUGGGUUGCCACACAGAAUGCACCCUUGAAGGAUGGUGAGCGAUACACCGUUUUCGGGCGCUGUUGUGUGCGAACAGUGCUAUACCUCAGCCAGAAGCAAAAGUUCGGCCGAGAGAACAAAGAAUGGAAUAGCUUGGAGGAGAUCAACCAGGCACUCGCCACCGAGCUCUUGGGUCCUAAGGGCACGAGUUCCAGUGCAGCUCCGACCGCAAGCCCCUCGAAGGUAGCGAACCUGCUGGAGGCUAGCCCAUCAACCGUUGCUAUGAUGCAGCAUCCACAUUUGGAGGUCGGAGGCCUAUAUCAGCACAGCGACUACGGAUCCCAGGUGUUUCAGCUGUUGGAGCUGAACGACACGUCGGCGAAGUUUGAACAUCGGCCCCUAAUGCAAGAUGCAUGGACAGUGGCCAUUGCACUGUCCGAUGACCUGAAGCAGUGGAAGAAAACGAAGAAGGCGAUUGUGCAGGUAGUGGACCAGGCGGCUUGGUCGAAGUACCUCGUGGAGAACAACUCGGCUGCUGGUGAGGCCAUUGACAUGCAGCGAAUGCAGAUCCUGCUCUACGACACGUUCGUGAAUCUCCCGGAGGUCGAUGGCUUCAGCUUCGUGAGCCCGCCCACGGGCCUUUGUGCCACGAUUAACAUCCCGAAGGGCAAGCUCAAACUCAUCGCUUAUGGUGAUUUGAAACGAGAUGAUGGCAAGCCUGGCCACAAGGUCUCGGGAUAUGUCUCGGGAUAUGCUUUGAGCCCGCCAAAGGCUGUCGGUGAUAUGGAUAAUGUCACUGCUACGUCGGUGCUCGUACCGUUCUGGUACGUGAAGCCAUCGAUGGAUGCUGAGGCCGUUAACAUGCAGCUGACCAAUGCUAAGCAUGGGGGUCUGGCAAUCCCUUGCUACACCAAUUCGAGAUCUAUCAGAAAGGGGGAACUCCUGUUGCAUGCAGCUGAAGCUUUGCUUGCUAAGGAAGCCUCCAAGGCUGCUCCCAAGAAGAGGAAAGCAAGCUAG